This is a messenger RNA of Drepanopeziza brunnea f. sp. 'multigermtubi' MB_m1, 2325 nucleotides long. RefSeq lists its product as uncharacterized. Gene Ontology annotation, cellular component: Noc1p-Noc2p complex; nucleoplasm; Noc2p-Noc3p complex. Gene Ontology annotation, biological process: ribosomal large subunit biogenesis. The record is from RefSeq and is a predicted model, not a curated record. NCBI's taxonomy places the organism in Eukaryota, Fungi, Ascomycota, Leotiomycetes, Helotiales, Drepanopezizaceae.
AUGGCCAAAAGUACGGCGAAACGGACUCGCAAAUUCGAGAAGAACCAUCUCAAGGAUACGCUCGAGAAGCGCAAGGCUGGCGCGAAGAUCAAGCAGCGCAAUCAGGUCAAGGCCAAGCGACAAGCUCGCAAUGCGAAGGACGCAGAAUUUGAAGGCAAGGGCGGGAAGGACGAGGAGAAGGACGGGAAGAAGCCUGCGAAGGAGGAUCCAUUUGGGAAGAUGAACGUGGACGACUUCUUUCAAGGCGGGUUCGAGAUCCCGGAAAAGCUUGCGAAGAAAUCGAACAAGAAAGCUGCGACGGAGAAAUUGGGAAAGAGGAAACGAUCCGAGCCUGAGGUGGAGGGUGACGAUGACUCUGACUCUUCGGAGGCCGAGCUUGAGGAGGCGCCUGUCAUGAGCGAUAGUGAUGAGGGGAGUGAGGCCGAAGACGAUGUUGGGAUGAGCAAAAGUGCUAUGGAGGCAUUGGCAAGCAAAGACCCAGAUUUCUACAAAUAUUUGAAGGAGAACGACCCCGAGGCUCUCGAUUUCGACGAUGAUGAUAAUCUCUCGGAGGUCGAUGCGCUGAGUGGGAGCGAGGACGAGCAGCCAAAGAAGAAACAGAAGAAGUCCAAGAAGAAGAUUGUAGUCGAGGAAGUCCAAGAGAACGAUGCCUCCGCAUCAGAAGCUGAAGAUGCUUCAGACCUCACGAAAGAGAUGGUAGAAAAAUGGACAAAGGGAAUGAAGGACCAGUACUCGCUACGGGCAAUGCGACAAGUUGUACUUGCAUUUAGAGCAGCUGCACAUGUCAAUGAGGAUGAUGGCAAGGAGUACAAAUAUACCAUCUCAAACUCCGAAGUCUACCAUGAGUUGCUGGUCACGGCCCUCAAAUACGUCCCCGAGGUCCUCAACCAUCAUCUACCCGUCAAAGAGACAGCCGCUGGAAAGGUCCGAGUCUCAACAGAUUCGAAGAAGUUCAAGACCCUGACCGCCCUCCUCAAAUCCUAUACAUCCUCCAUACAUCACCUUCUUACCGUUCUGUCCGAUGCUUCGACACUCAAGCUCGCGCUUUCUUCGGUCACCCCGCUUCUCCCAUAUCUGCUCUCGUUCAAGAAGGUCCUCAAAAAUAUUGUCAAGACUGUUGUCAAUAUCUGGUCAGAUGUUUCAAGCGACGAAGCUACGCGUAUCACGGCGUUCUUGGUCCUGCGAAGAUUAACAGUGAUUGGAGAUCCAGGCUUGCGAGAAGCCGUUCUGAAAACUGUCUACCAGGGAUUGAUCAAGGGUAGCCGAAGUACAACCGUACACACCAUCCAAGGUAUCAACUUAAUGAAAAAUUCAGCGGCGGAGCUCUGGGGCAUUGAUACAGGUGUCGGAUACGCUACUGGGUUCACUUUUAUUCGCCAACUCGCCAUUCAUCUCAGAAGCAGCAUCACGAACAACCAGCAAGAAUCGUACAAGACGGUCUACAACUGGCAAUACGUGCAUUCUCUGGACUUCUGGUCUUGCGUCCUGUCGGAACACUGCAGCCCUGUGAAGGAAGCCGAGAAUGGCAAGGAAUCCGAGCUGCGGUCCCUGAUCUACCCGACUGUGCAAGUUACACUCGGAGCUAUGCGCCUAAUCCCAACUUCUACCUACUUCCCUCUGCGCUUCCACCUAAUGCGAUCGCUUCUCAGACUAUCCCGCGCAACCGGCACAUAUAUUCCUUUAGCAUCGGCAUUACUUGAAGUCCUCAACUCGGCUGAGAUGAAGAAACCCCCCAAGGCUAGCACGCUCAAGGGUCUAGACUUCACCUCCAAUUACAAGGCACAGAAGUCAUACCUUCGUACGCGAGUAUACCAAGACGGCGUUGGCGAGCAAGUCUGCGAGCUCCUCUCCGAAUUUUUUGUCCUCUGGUCUACCAACAUCGCCUUUCCCGAACUCGCCUUACCAGUAGUAGUAAUGCUGAAGCGCUGGUUGAAGGAUGCGAGCAACAAGGCGACGGGAAACAAGAACAACAAGGUCAAUUCUGCCUUCGUCCUCCUGCUGCAGAAAGUUGAAGCAAACGCCAAGUUCAUCGAGGGCAAGCGGGCCAAGGUCGAAUUUGCGCCGAACAAUAGGGCUGGCGUCGACAAUUUCCUCAAGGGCUUCGAGUGGGAGAAGACUCCUCUGGGAGCAUUUGUGUCCGGACAGCGAAAGCAACGCGAGGAAAAGGCUAGGCUUCUGGAAGAGGGACGGAGAGAGGAGGACCGGAAGCGAAAGCUGGACCGCGAGAAGGAGAGGAACGUGGGGAGCGACGAGGAAAUGGAAGAUGCCGAGGAAGACUCGGAGGAAGACUCGGAGGCAGGGUUCCAGUCUGACGAGGAUGAGUAG